This is a messenger RNA of Acanthosepion pharaonis, 1239 nucleotides long. The record is from the annotation of a GenBank genome assembly. Lineage: Eukaryota; Metazoa; Mollusca; Cephalopoda; Sepiida; Sepiidae.
AUGACGAAACUGGCUCAUACACACAAAUGUAUCAAUAAUUUAAAUAUCUAUCUAUCUAUCUAUCUAUCUAUCUAUCUAUCUAUCUAUCUAUCUAUCUAUCUCAAACUGUUCAUAUCUAUCUAUAUCUACCUCAGUUUGUUCAUAUCUAUCUAUCUAUCUAUCUUACUCUAUUCAUCUUUCUCAUUCUAUAUCUAUCUAUCUAUCUAUCUAUCUAUCUAUCUAUCUAUCUAUCUAUCUAUCUAUCUAUCUCUCACAGCCUCUAUCUUGCAUCUCUGUUGUAUCAGUAUGGAUCGGUAUCUUGCCAUCAUGUACCCACUAAAGUAUGACUCGCACAUGACCAAAGUCCGUGUCAUGGUAAUGCUUGUUCUUACAUGGGUUUCAUCCGUAUGUAUCUCGUACAUUCCAGUUCACUCUCAGCUAUACACAACCGAUGAGCACAUCCGUAACCUACAUAACGAAACGAAUACAUGUCCUUUCGUCGUAAAUACACAGUACGCCGUGGUAUCAUCUUUUAUUUCCUUCUGGAUCCCAGGAGCUAUCAUGGUGUUCCUGUACAUCAAGAUUUACUUAGAGGCGAGGCGUCAAGAACACGCGAUACAGUCGACCGUUAUGCUGCAUACAAAUUAUCACAGCGGUCUUUUAGCCAACGGCACCCGUUACACGGACCCUUCGGAGCAACGAAACGAAAGAAAACGAAUCAGACGCGAACACAAGGCGGCAAAAACUCUUGGAAUCAUUAUGGGGGCAUUCCUUGCCUGUUUUGUGCCAUUCUUUACUUGUUCACAGCAAUCUAUCUAUCUCUGUUCAUAUCUAUCUAUCUAUCUAUCUAUCUAUCUAUCUAUCUAUCUAUCUCAGUCUCUUAAUAUCUAUCUAUCUAUCUAUCUAUCUAUCUAUCUAUCUAUCUAUCUAUCUAUCUCAGUUCAUAUCUAUCUAUAUAUAUAUAUAUAUAUCUCAGUUCAUAUCUAUCUAUCUAUCUAUCUAUCUAUCUAUCUAUCUAUCUAUCUAUCUAUCUCAUUCAUAUCUAUCUAUCUAUCUAUCUAUCUAUCUAUCUAUCUAUCUCAGUUCAUAUCUAUCUAUCUAUCUAUCUAUCUCAGUUCAUUAUCUGUCUAUCUAUCUAUCUAUCUAUCUAUCUAUCUAUCUAUCUAUCUCAGUUCAUAUCUAUCUAUCUAUCUAUCUAUCUAUCUAUCUUAUUCUGGUCACAUAUCAAUUUCUCGCUCUCUUCUCCUUUCUCCGCUAUAA